AUGUUUAUUUUUGACUGGAGCCUGACAUGGACCAAGAGCAUUAUCGCUCUCCUAGUGACGUUAUCUGGGGUAUUAUACUGGUACAUUGGAGUUCCAGGCGACAUGCCAAAGAAUAUUCCAAAGGUACCGAUUUAUAUCUCAUUGAUAGGCCUCUGGAGUGAUAUGGGCCAAGAUACGAUUUAUGACCGCUGGCUUCGCGAACCGCUAGAAAAGUAUGGAGCUGUCCAAAUAUGGUUUGCAGGGCGGUGGAAUAUACUUGUUACGCGGCCGCAGUAUCUGGUGGAUAUGUUCCGGCACGAGGAUAUCUAUGCAAAGGCUGGUAGCCAGAAGAAGAUUCCUUGGAGUGUGAUUGCUGCUCUUGUGGGUGAUAAUAUUAUUAAUGCUCACGGGCAUAAUUGGAGGCUGUUUACUUCAAUUAUGAAGCCUGGGCUGCAGAGGCGAAUUACAGAUUCAGAUCCACUUCUGAUGAAGUCGAGGCUAUUUAUUGAUAAAUUGUUAGAGGAACAGAUAAUUUUCGAGGAAAAGGGUGUUGCUGUGAACCCGAUCAUUCAACGUUGGGCGCUAAGCUGUAUGGGACUGAACUUUAUGGGUGUUGAUAUUGAAGCCUUAGAGAAGCCGGGGCAACGUCUUGAGCAACUACAAACCAUCAUCAAGAAGACACUUUUUAAGCCACUCUUCUUCAACUUCCCUGAUCUCGAUCGGUUUCCCUAUCUCUUCCGUCAACGGAAAAUUGCUUUCUCAAUUAUGCAGGAAUUUGGUGACCUCCUAUGCGACACUGUCCGAAAAAGAACACUAAUGGGAUAUAAAGAAGAUAACACAGAGCAAGUUGUGGACCUACUCGACCGCGCCCUCAAAGAAGGGAAAAUCACAGAAACGCAGUACAGGAACAACCUCAAAGUUACCUUUUUAACAGCACAUGAAAAUGCCCAACAGCUGCUUAACUCCGCAUUUUGGGAAUUAGGAAAUAACCAGGCGAUCCAGAAGAAACUUCGUUUCGAAAUUCUGGCCAUGAAUACCUUAAACCCAACCGUCGAUGAAGUCAACUCAAUGCCGUAUCUUUUUUCGGUCGUAAUGGAGCUUCUCCGUUUGUAUCCUCCCGUGUCUCAGUUGAUUAACCGUGUGACAACGGGAAAAUCUACAUUAGGAGGGGAAAUCGUCAUUCCCAAUCGCACAUGGGUAGGGUGGAAUGCCUAUGGUGUACAUACGGAUUUGCAAGUCUGGGGUCCGACGGCGAAAGAAUUCAUUCCAGAGCGUUGGGGAAAUGAUGUGAAAACGAUUCAGAAUGCUGUCCGCAUCAAAACAACACAAUGUCACUUCAUUGCUUUCAAUGCACACUCGAGGAAGUGUCUAGGACAAGGAUUUGCUGUUAUGCAAAUGAAGAUCCUAUUAUUUGAGAUGCUUCGGCGUAUUGAGUGGACGGUUGAUCCUACAUACCAAUUGAAAUUAACAUCGGUGGGUUCAAGUUAUCAUGAGCCUGACGUGAAGCUGUCAAAUAUGUACAUCGACUAA
This is a messenger RNA of Penicillium angulare, 1509 nucleotides long. RefSeq names its product cytochrome P450 monooxygenase xanG (gene xanG). Lineage: Eukaryota; Fungi; Ascomycota; Eurotiomycetes; Eurotiales; Aspergillaceae. The record is from RefSeq and is a predicted model, not a curated record. Bases 1 to 1509 code for a protein of 502 amino acids. Gene Ontology annotation, molecular function: monooxygenase activity; oxidoreductase activity, acting on paired donors, with incorporation or reduction of molecular oxygen; heme binding. The transcript is spliced from 2 exons.